CCAUUUCCGAGGUUUUAAAGGAUACAGUCUUUGUCGACACUUGACAUUUAGUGAAAAACUUUAGUGGAAUCACUUUUUAAGAGAAAGGACAGCUGAAGUACUGGCACGAAGGGAGAACAGCCCUCCUCUCGCUCAGUGACGACAAACCACAGGCAGUAUAAAAUGGAAAAGUUAGUCGGCGGGCGGCGUCUCUGCGGCUGCUGUCCGGGCUGACCGUGCUUAUAGCGCUUUGCUGAGAGUCACUGCAGAUAUAUGGGGGCUGAAAAUGGGAGGCAAGGGCGCUGCUGCGGUUUUAAUUCGGCUCUUGCUCUGCCCUGGUUAUUUUGACUUUGUGGCUGGGCUGGAGCUCACCCUGCUGCACACCAAUGAUGUUCAUGCACGGAUCGAGGAGACUAAUAAGGACUCCGCCAAAUGCACCAAAGGGGACUGUUACGCCGGGGUGGCGAGGAGGUUCACUAAAAUAAAAGAGAUAAGGGGUCAGGAGAAGAACGUCCUGCUCCUGGAUGCAGGAGAUCAGUUUCAGGGCACCAUGUGGUUCAAUUACUACAAGGGUGCCGAAGCUGCACAUUUCCUAGACAGACUCGGAUAUAACGCCAUGGCCCUGGGGAACCAUGAAUUUGACAAUGGAGUUGAGGGACUAAUUACACCAUUUCUACAGACCGUGAACUGUACUGUCCUCAGUGCGAAUAUGAAGCCAGAUGCGAGUCUGGCUGCAGCCAUUAGCGGCUACUACUCUGCGUAUAAAAUAUUUGUCGUCGAGUCUCAGAAGGUGGCUGUUGUGGGUUACACAACUAAGGAGACACCAGCUUUAUCUCAACCUGGCCCCCACUUGAUGUUCGAGGAUGAGGUUACGGCCCUCCAGAUUCAGGUGGACAAACUCACAACAAUGGGCAUUAACAAAAUCAUUGCACUGGGACAUUCUGGCUUCUCGGUGGACAAAGAAAUAGCUAAGAGUGUGCGGGGUGUGGAUGUGGUUAUCGGAGGACACACAAACACCUUCCUCUACACAGGAGUGCCCCCCUCCAAAGAAGUCCCGGAGGGCGCGUAUCCGUUCCUGGUGAAGUCAGACGAUGGUCGCAAUGUGCCUGUCGUACAGGCCUAUGCCUUUGGGAAGUACCUGGGGUACCUCAAGGUGACCUUCGACAAUAACGGCGACGUAAUCCGGGCUACGGGAAACCCAAUUCUGCUCAACAGCAGCAUCCCACAGGAUCCUGGCAUCCGUGCAGAAGUGGAGGACUGGGGGAGGAAGCUUUCUAAUUUUUCCGCAGAAUUUAUUGGGACAACCCUAGUAUAUCUCAAUGGAACCUUUGAAGAAUGCCGAUUCAGGGAAUGCAAUCUGGGUAACCUAAUUUGUGAUGCCAUGGUUCACCACAACAUUAAGUACGCAGAUGAGGUCCAGUGGAACCAUGUCAGCUCCUGCAUCCUAAAUGGUGGGAGCAUCCGGGCCUCAAUCGACGAGCGCAGUCGGAACGGCUCCAUCACCAUGGAGGACCUCAUAUCAGUGAUUCCCUUUGGAGGCACCUUCGACAUGGUCCAGGUAAAAGGGUCAACGCUGAUGAGAGCCUUCGAGCAUGCUGUCCACCGCUACGGAGGAAACACAGGCGAAUUCCUUCAGGUCUCGGGGAUUCAGGUGGAGUACGACAUGUCGAGACCUCCAGGCAGCCGUGUGACGUCGAUUCGGCUCCUCUGCACCCAGUGCCGAGUGCCCCAGUACGAGCCUCUCGACCCAGUGCGGGUCUAUAAGCUGCUUAUGCCAUCCUACAUGGUGGACGGAGGGGACGGCUACUCUAUGAUUAAGGAUGAGAAACUUAAACAUGACAGCGGGGAUCUAGACAUCACUGUGGUCUCCAGGUAUAUCCAGGAAAGGAAGAAGGUCCAUCCCGCUGUGGAAGGCCGCAUAAAGAUCUACAACUGGUCCAGGGCGGGGGCAGCUGCGAGAGACCUACCACUGCUCACUCUGGCCUUGGCUUUGGCCGCCAGCCUGGGUGGGGUACCGUCCAUCGCCUGACCGCGGUCUCUGCACUGCUGAAGAUCACAGCCAAGAGGCAGUCGGAGCAUGUGACCUCAGAUUCCGCCCACUCGUGGCCUAGACUAGUAUCGAUAAACACUAGAACCUGAUGAAGACCUUUAGGACUAUAUUAGGAAAUAAGAGCUGCUCUCGGGUUCUUUAGUGCUGUCAGAGUUUAGAACAAUGACUGGCUACAAAAAGUGACCUCCUGUCAUGGAGGCUACUGCUCUGAUGUCAGUCACAUGAAGUCCACCCUGGUCCAGAGCUCACUGUUGCCUUCCUGUGUAUUUAUACUUAAAUUUGAAAGAUCUUUGAAAUGGCGAUUAGAGCCAAGAGGAGGUACCAAAUAGGACCAGGUUGAAUUAAUCUUUUAGAAGAAAACUUGAUAAGGUGUGGAGUUGACUGCUCUUUAAGGAUAGACGGAUGUACCACACGUUAACGCUCAAAUUCACCAGCAGUGUCCCUAAGAAACAAACAAGACAUUUGUUUGUCCCCAUAACAUAAAAUGUACCAAGUACACCCAUUUAGCAAAUAGUCAUUCAUAAUGGUAGGUUAUCAAUUCUAAUCAGUUCUUCGUGAGAGUGAAAUUGAAUUAUAACUGAAUAGUUUUAAAGCAUCACCAAUGGUUAAAGUUUUCCAUCCGUCCAUCACCAUAACUACUUAAUCCCAACCAGGGUCAUCAGAGUCUAUCCCAGGAACAACAGGCAGGAACCCAACCUGGGCAGCCGCCAACACACCGCCGGGCACACACACUCACACGAGGCCAACUUAGGGACGCCAAGUAACCUAUCAUGCAGACUUUUGGACUGUGGGAGGAACCCGGACCCCCCAGCGGAAACCCACACGAACACGCGAACGUGCAAACUCCACACAGAAAAGUCCUAUGGCGCCACCCAGGGAUCGAACCCAAGACCUUUCUGUGAGGCAGCAGCGCUACCCUGCCACCCUGGUUCCAGUUUUGUCAUUUAAAAUAAGUUAAACAGCUGACUUGACGUGAGCAGAAAGGCUUGCCUUUGCAAAUCGUCACGGUUGUUUGUUGCCCACAAUUUACUUAAACCAGUGUGUGCCCCUAAGGACAGAACAUUAGAAGCACUUUUGGUCAGUUGCCAGCCUGUAGAGAAAAUGUAAAAAUAUCCUGGUGGUCCUAAGAUCAAAAUCUUUCAAGAAAAAUAUAUAGUCUGCCAAAAUAAAGCAAGAUAUAAACUAAGGCUGGGCAAUUCAAUCAUAAUUCUGGCUUAUUACAAUUAUCAAACCAAGUCUGGAUCAAACGGUCCAGAGCACCCCUUUCCAGUUGAAUUAUAUUUAUAAUGGAAUAAUUAUCAUUAUGAUUUUUGCCAUAAUCAAGCAGCCCUUAUAUAAACAAAGGAUAGUCAUCCUUUGGAAUUUCUAUUUUUGUAUAAUUUUUUAUCGCCAAGUGCCUUUACAUAGAAGGAAUUUACCAUUAAACAAAGACAAUCAAUGCAAUACAUUAUGUAUAGAAAAAUAGAAUAAUAUUGUGUGUAGUGCAGAGAAUGUGCAUGCUGCAUUGUAACACCAUGCGGCUAGAUGGACAGGGGAGGGGGGCGUGGGGUAAAUCUCUACCCUGCAAAAAAGGGGCAGGGUUAUGUAGGUAUCAGUACCAUAACAAAACAGGGUGCUUCCUUCUGUAGUUACUGCUUAUGAUUCCAGAAAUUAAAAAUGACGUAAAAAUC
Brienomyrus brachyistius is the source of this 3699-nucleotide messenger RNA. It is a transcript of the gene nt5e, whose product is annotated as 5'-nucleotidase, ecto (CD73). Gene Ontology annotation, biological process: AMP catabolic process. Bases 266 to 2008 code for a protein of 580 amino acids. The record is from RefSeq and is a predicted model, not a curated record. Gene Ontology annotation, cellular component: plasma membrane. Gene Ontology annotation, molecular function: nucleotide binding; metal ion binding; 5'-nucleotidase activity. NCBI's taxonomy places the organism in Eukaryota, Metazoa, Chordata, Actinopteri, Osteoglossiformes, Mormyridae. The transcript has 10 exons.